ACCUCGAAGUUGAAUUAGGGCUUUCUGGCCGCAAACAAGCCACAAACCCCAAUGCCAGCAUUGCAGAUCUAUCAUCUAGCUUGCAGCUGCACACUUUUCUGGCCGGAGAAAGCUUGCAUGAGCAGAUCCUGUCAGUGUUAGUAUUAGCCGCUUUCACGGAUCUGUAUCAGCUUUGAACAGCCUUCAGGAGGAGGGAAGAGAGCCAAGAGAUUCCUUCUAUUAGUCCUGAAAACUUAUUUGUCGUCGAUUGGCUGGGGCGCCAUGGAGUUUGUGAAGGGUAUUUACACAGACAUGGAGUGUCUGGUGGCGAUGUGGUUUGCGAAGGCGCAGGGCGACACACACAAAGAGAGGCUGGACGCUUUCUACGGCCGCCAAGCACACGCUUAUGAUCGCUUCCGAGCCAACUUCCUGCACGGUCGGCGGCCUAUGCUGAAAGAACUUGCCAAGCAGCUCUCCGCUUUUGAUGGGCCUGUGUCCUGGGUAGAUCUGGGCGGCGGUACGGGGGAGAAUGUUGCGAUGAUGGCAGACUAUAUUGACCUGAGCAGAUUCGAGAAGAUCUACGUGGUGGAUCUGUGUUCUCCCCUCUGCGACGUUGCGAAGGCAAAGGCCAAAGAGCGGGGCUGGAACAACGUAGAGGUGGUGGAGGGCGACGCAUGCACAUUCCAACCAGACAACAAGGCGACUGUCGUGACCUUCUCCUACUCUCUGUCAAUGAUCCCCCCCUACAUGGCUGCCGUUGACAACGCCCUCUCCAUGCUCGCCCCGGGGGGUCUCCUCGGCAUCGCCGACUUUUAUGUCUCCGGAAAGUACGACCGCCCGCAGCGGCAGCAUCCCUACUACCGGCGCUGGUUCUGGCAGGCCAUCUUUGACCUGGACAACAUCAACCUGGGGCCGGAGCGGCGCGCGUACCUGGACCACAAACUGGAGACAGUUGUCGAGGUGAAUAGUCAAGGCGGUAUACCAUACGUGCCGAUCCUCCGCGCUCCCUGGUAUUUCUGGAUAGGAUCACCGAAAGAUGCGUCAGAAUCGGAACAACCGGGACAGGACUUGCUACAAUAACAGCCAAGUACCCUGAUGGCUCAGGGUUGGUUCAAAAAAAGAUGAACGCUAGUAGUCAAACAGGUUGAUUUUUCCGGUAUCGCUUUAACGCAUUGAGACCGUCUCAAGAAAGGGUAUGCCGUGUUGAGACGCCCAAGGUUGCCUAAGCUCGCUCAAAAAGUACAUUUGAACCAGCAUCAUCGCACUUGUGGCACGUUCUGCCCCAAUUGAGCUUGGGGCAUUCCAAUAUCACCAAGGGCAUGUCAAUUCAGAUUCUAUUAUGCGCGAUUACGCCCGGC
Molecule: messenger RNA, 1337 nt
Organism: Klebsormidium nitens
Lineage: Eukaryota; Viridiplantae; Streptophyta; Klebsormidiophyceae; Klebsormidiales; Klebsormidiaceae
Source: the annotation of a GenBank genome assembly